Molecule: messenger RNA, 1975 nt
Organism: Brassica napus (rape)
Lineage: Eukaryota; Viridiplantae; Streptophyta; Magnoliopsida; Brassicales; Brassicaceae
Product: transcriptional regulator TAC1-like
Exons: 1
Coding region: 1008-1610 (200 amino acids)
Source: RefSeq, a predicted model, not a curated record
UUUAUCCACCAUAAACUAUUUUUAACAAAGUCGAGUAAAACUUUAAAAAUAAAUAGGUAGAGUUUGACUUCCAAAUGUUAUGUUCAUCACCAUUAUAUACAACACGGAAAAACAAAAGUGGAAAAAAAUAAACCACAAAAUCCCAUACACAAAACUACACAACGAUCAAUAACUUAUCCGGCUCCGCGCUCGCUAUACCCCUAGUUAGUCAUAGCACGACUCUUCUGUUUCUUUGAAUCAGUGAGAUGUAGUUUGUAUAUUAAUUCACUGAUGAUGUCCAAUACUGGAAUAUUUGUUGUUUAUUUCAGGAAAGCACAAGUUAAAAUAAUGCUAAAUAUAUAAUAAAAUCAAAGCUAGCUAGUGGUUUGUAUUAAACUACUAAAUUAUUUUUGUCAAAAGUAUUAAACUACUAAUUGUGCAAGGACAAAAAGAAAAUGCCAAAAUGCUUGCUUGGACCAUUUGCUUUGUUUAUAAAACUAACAGAGUAUAUUAACAAUAAAUCAAGCUACCUUUCGUUACAUUAAAUAAAUUGAAAUGAUCCUCCAUGACAUGUAAGCAUUAAUUUGUGUCGUUUGGAAUAUUUGAAGGCUGCUCAUCUUUGUAAUUGUUAUAUAAGUGGUUAAUAACGUUGAGUGGUAUAUACUUUUGCGACCAGAUACAACGUCGAUCACAUCUGAAAUCAUAUUGAGAAAUGAUUUACGGCCGUUUCGACUGUUAGAUUUGAACAUUUUAUUUUUGGAGUAUUAGUUGCGGUUAUGUUUUAAUCCCAUAAGUGUUUUUAUUUUAUUUUACCCCAUGAAUUUAUCUGUGAAAUAAUAUUAUACUUGUCAAAGAAUAAGUUACUCAUGUAAUGACAUAGAACCAGUUGUUGGUAGAUUUUGAUUGGAGCAUUAAUUAAUUAACUAUUCCAUCAAUUAAUCACAAAGAAGAAGCUUGACUAGUUGGCCUUUUCAUUUCCGAAAUCAAACUCAAUUCUUCUCCUUCUCGUUUGUUCUUUCUUUCUCUUAAUGCUAAAUUUUCACAAUUUUUUCAUAGCUCUCUUUAUGCUACGUAAGAAAUCCAUAAUAUAUGUUCUAAAAAAAAUACAAAAUAUGGAAAACAUCAAAAACCCUAAAAACACGGAUGAUCCUGAUGGCAUGUCGAGAGACAGUCAUCAAAGCGUUGAUAAUUCCCUGCCAAGAUCUUACACAUGCAGUUUCUGCGUAAGGGGCUUCUCGAAUGCUCAAGCACUAGGAGGGCAUAUGAACAUCCACAGAAGAGACAGAGCUAAUCUCAGACAAAAGCUUAUGGAAGAUAAUAAGGAUGAUGUUGUCGCCGAGAGUGAUUCAUCAGAAGUUGUCUCUCUAGACCUUAAUGAAAAACAACAAGAAGACGAUUUGGCACGUGAUGAUGAUGAUCAAGAUCAAGAUCAAGGUGUUGACAAAAAUAUAAUCCCUGGUCAGAAACUAGGCUUUUGGGUUCAAGAAAACAAGGUUGAUAUUAAUGCUGAUGGAAAAGUCACGGAGGUUAGCAGCAUAGAUGGUUCGAGUUCGAGUCAUCAUCUUGAGAAUGAAAAUUUGGAUCUUGAGCUCCGGUUAGGUCAAAGGGCCGUGGAGACGAAGACAACAUAAUCUCUCAACGGUCAUCAUACGUUGAAUAUAUAUCGAAAGGAACAAAAACCUUGAAACAUCAAACUAAAGAAUCCAUCUAUAUGGAUUCGUGGAUCAUCGAUCUGUAUGUAUUGAAUUUGAAGGUAUGCAUGUGUAUCUAUUAUUGCUGCCAUUAUCAUCUUUUUGUUUAUAUUUGUUUCCUUGCUUCUGUUAGUUUCAGCAACUUUGUAAGACAUACACGUCCAAACAAACAUAUAAACAAAUAAAUGCAGAUCUAGCAUUUGCCUAAUGAUUGUUAAUGGGAAAUAAAAUAACGUUAACUUAGUUCAAAAGUAUUGACAUUAUUCAUCAGUGAUAGAGAUCAUUCUGAGUAGUGCGGUGAGAAA